UGCUGGUUCACACUCCACACAAACCCUAGAAUACUCCCUUUCCCUUUUUCUAUUAUUCUACUUUUGACCCCCUUACUUUAAUAAAAUUUCAAUAUACUUUCCCUCCGGAGUGUGGUUUGCUCCAUGAAAUGGGAAAUGGAGGUGUAUGAAAUCGAAGCUGUGCUCGAGAAAAUCUGGGAUUUACACGAUAAGCUCAGCGAUGCUAUUCACUCCGUUUCUCGAGCUCACUUCCUCAAUUCCGUCAAGUCUCGUUGUAAGUCCGAUGAGAACUUCUACAAUCACCGGUCUAAAAGGAAACCCGACCUAAUUUCCGAUGAAAACCCUAACAAUGGAGAUCAGGUGAAAGCCGGCUAUGUUUUCGUUAAGGAGUUCCGUGUUGACGAUGAUGAUAACGCCGUUCAUGAGGCUAAGAGUCUCAACGCUAUUCGUACCGCUCUUGAACACCUUGAGGACCAGCUCGAGUUCUUCCAUACCUUGCAAAAUCAGCAACGUGCAGAAAGGGAUGCUGCACUUGCUCGCUUAGAGCAAAGCCGAAUUAUACUUGCAAUGCGAUUGGCUGAACAUCAGGGUAAGAACUAUAAAUUCAUUGAAGAAGCUCAGUCCUUGGUGGGAGAUGUCUGUAACGCCAGUCAGUUUGUUUCUCCUGAAAAUCUUUAUGGUCCUACAUCAAGACCCCCAGGUGAGAAUUUCAUGGUGCAGAAGGGGAAGAGAUCAAAUGCUCUAUUCAAUAUACUCUUCUCUAGUUUUAAUUUCAUUAGGAAGUCUCUUAGAGUGGAUCAAGUGGGUGGAAUUUUGGGAAACGCGGCCCUCGUUGCAAUCAGCAUGCUUGCACUGAUGCAUCUGCAGCAAGCUGGUAGCAAGGAAAAAUACCUUUUGGACCUCCCAUUAGGACAAGAUGUUGGCUACAACAGAAAUAUGAGAAAGAUUUCUCAGCUUGAGGGGUCAUCUUCCGGUCUAAAUUUGGAUGUGUUGUCAGCCAGGGGCUGACACGUAAAAUAAAGUUGGUACGGAGAGAAUAGGGGAGAAAGAGGUAUUACGUAACGGCUUCCACUUGGCUGCUGAAGUUUUAUUGAUUGAUGAGAGAGCUUUUUUUGUUGGUGAUUGUUAAAUGCUUAGUCGUGUACACCAAAUUUUAGAUCUAUUAAAGCAGAAUGUGAGUUUGUGUUCAGUGGUGUUUCUCUUAAUUUGUGAUAAAAAGUGUAGUCUUGUGUCUAUAAGAUAGAAUGUCAACUUUGUCUUUUAUGGAGUAUGAAAUUGUAUACCUCUCCGAAGAAAGCUAACAAAUGAAGAAUUUUUUGUCCCAAUUA
This is a messenger RNA of Nicotiana tabacum (common tobacco), 1307 nucleotides long. RefSeq names its product plastid division protein PDV1. The record is from RefSeq and is a predicted model, not a curated record. Gene Ontology annotation, biological process: chloroplast fission. Lineage: Eukaryota; Viridiplantae; Streptophyta; Magnoliopsida; Solanales; Solanaceae.